Molecule: messenger RNA, 567 nt
Organism: Pyricularia oryzae 70-15
Lineage: Eukaryota; Fungi; Ascomycota; Sordariomycetes; Magnaporthales; Pyriculariaceae
Product: cupin domain-containing protein
Exons: 1
Coding region: 1-567 (188 amino acids)
Source: RefSeq, a predicted model, not a curated record
AUGGCUCUCGAAGGCACCCUCCGCCACCCGGACCGGUACAUCACGACCCACGACGAGACAACCGGCAAAGCCAUAGUCGACACCAGCAUCCCGGCAAAGGCGCCCUUUUACCGGCUGGGCGACGGCAAGAUCAAGACCGGGGUCGAGUUCGCGCAGUGCUUCAUCACGUCUGCCUUCCCGGCCGAGCUGGCAGGCGGUGCCGACCUGGCCUCGUACAGCAGCUUCCUCGCCUCUCCGCCGGGGCUCGUGGUCAACGGCGGCACGGUGCUGCGCUACGUCGACAUGGAGCCGGGCCACGUGAGCCCCAUGCACCGGACCCUGAGCAUGGACUACGGCAUCGUCAUCGAGGGCGAGGUCGAGCUGCUGCUCGACUCGGGGGACACGAGGCCCAUGAAGAGGGGCGACGUCUGCGUCCAGAGGGCCACCAUGCAUGCUUGGCGCAACCUGAGCAGCACCGAGUGGGCCAGGAUGUUGUUCAUCCUGCAGCCGGUCCAGCCGUUUGAGGUCGGUGGAAAGAUGGUAGAGGAGGACCUGGGGACCAUGAAGGGAGUCAAGAAGUCCGAGUAG